AUGCCCCCAGCGGCAGUUAUGGGGGUUCCGCCGAAGCAGCUGGCGUUCUCGCUUGCGGCAGGCUUCACUGCUGGCCUCUUCCCCCUCUGUGGUCUCACAGCAGUGCUGUGCACGGCAGUAGCAUUCCUACUCAAAGCGUGUGGCGUGCCCGCCCAUGCGCCAUCCAUGAUGGCUGCGACCUUCCUUGCCACACCCUUUGAACUCAGCCUCAUCAUCCCGUACAUGCGGCUGGGCGAGUUUAUAUUCCAAGCGGACCGACUCUCUGUGUCGCCAUCGGCGCUGGUCGGCGCACUCACAGGAAAAUCCUCCUCUCGCUUGCUCAUGGGGCUUGUGCAUGCGGUGGUUGCAUGGCUCAUCACAUCCCCCUUUCUCACGUGGAUACUGUACCGCGUGCUGCUCCCACUCACCACGCGCAUCAAGAGGCGAACGGGGGGUGUUGGAAUAGGGAGCUCGUGGGAAGGCAGCGAGGGAGGAUCGAUCAGUAUUGACUCGGGAAGGGGGUACACCGAAGCAAGUGCGUCUGGGCGAAGAGAAUCGGGAGUGAUGAUGAGAAGGGCCUGA
Molecule: messenger RNA, 561 nt
Organism: Closterium sp. NIES-65
Lineage: Eukaryota; Viridiplantae; Streptophyta; Zygnematophyceae; Desmidiales; Closteriaceae
Source: the annotation of a GenBank genome assembly